CUCGUACUUGGAUUUGGUUACAGAAUGAAUCAGCAGCUGACCGAGUUCGACACUGUCAUGGAACAGAUUGGCUUCGGCAGGGUUCAUCUGUUUGCCACUCUGACCCUGGGCCUGCUGCAGAUGAUGGCCAUUCUGGAGACAAUGGGCAUUGGCAUAAUUGGACCAGCUUCUGUUUGCGAUCUGCGGAUGAGUCUGAUGCAGCUGUCCUCGAUUAUGGCUGCAGGUUUUAUGGGCAUCAUUUGCUCCUCGUACUUCUGGGGCUACAUAACGGAUAAAAUGGGUCGCCGCUGGAUCCUUUUGCGCACUAUUUCGCUGAGCAAUAUCUGCUCGAUCAUUUCCAUGUUUAUGGUUAGCUUUUCCGGCUUCUACGUCAUGCGCUUUGUCACGGGCAUAUUCGUGGCCGGACCGAGCUUUGUGGCCGUCACUUACCUCAGUGAGUUCUGCAACAAGCAGAUCAUGGCGCGCGUCGUUACCCACUUGUACAUGUUCACGGGCUUCGCCAUGCUGUACUGCCCAUCGUGGGGCAUAUUGUUCGAGGGUACGGCCUACAUGGAUUUCGAGAUAGAGCUGGUGGGCGACCUGACGCUGCGACCUUGGCGUCUGCUUGGCUGCAUGUUCAUGCUGCCCGGAGUGCUGGCGUUUUUCCUGCUGCUCCGCAUGCCCGAGAGCCCCAAGUUCCUGUUCAUGAUUGGCGAGACGCAGAAGGGCAUGGACGUGAUGGAUUGGGUGUGCCGAAAGAACACCGGUCGUCCGCUCACCCCAGAGCAGGUGGAGAACAUGCUCAAGUUUCAGGAGAAGGCGCAGGUGAAGCGGCAGAAGAAUGCCAACAAUAUCCUCGGCACGAUGCUCAAUGAUGCGAUGCCACUCUUCCGAAAGCCCUUUGUCGGCUACUUUGUCAGCGGUUGUGCGGUUAUGUUUGUGAUGGGAUUGCUAGCCAACGGUCUGGGCAUUUGGUUUACUUCGAUGCGUAAUCGUGCGAAUAUGCGCGUAGGACCCAGCGAACACAUGACCCUGUGCAGCCUGCUCUUCGAGGAUAAUCCCAGCUUGAUGCAGGAAACCGAAGAGGAUCUUCUUGUCGUGUGCAACGAUGACCUGCACAGCUUCUACGACUCACUUAUUCUGGGCGCCACUUAUAUCAUUCUGUACAACAUCUGCUGGCUUUUGCUCUUCUAUGUUCCACGAAAGGGUCUGCUGGUCAUCUCCCUCCUCAUUGCCUCCACCUGUGGAUUUGCUUUGAUAUUCGUGGCCAAUCAUCAUGUUCAGCUCUUCUGCUUGGUAUUCUUAGUGUCCUUGCCGGGCCUGAUGAUUUCACUGAUGGGCGGCGCCCUGCUGGAGUUUGUGCCCACCUACAUACGCGCAAAGGCUCUGUGCAUCAGUCUCAUGUGGUGCCGCUGGGGCGCUGUUGUGGGCACGACCAUUGUCGGUUCAAGUAUUGAGGAGCACUGCGAGAUUACUCUCUUGGCCAUGGCAAUUCUGCCGCUGUGCUCUGCAAGUCUUGAGGCAUUUUUAACAAUCUAAGCAGUGCGUAAAGGUAGA
Molecule: messenger RNA, 1536 nt
Organism: Drosophila guanche
Lineage: Eukaryota; Metazoa; Arthropoda; Insecta; Diptera; Drosophilidae
Product: synaptic vesicle glycoprotein 2B
Exons: 6
Coding region: 25-1518 (497 amino acids)
Biological process (GO): transmembrane transport
Cellular component (GO): membrane
Molecular function (GO): transmembrane transporter activity
Source: RefSeq, a predicted model, not a curated record